AUGUUUCUGUCUCUAGUGCCUCGAAAAGAACCUUUGGCAGUGAUCGAUGAGCCUACCACCUCGAAUUAUGGCGAUCAAUUCGUAGAGCGCGUAGUGUUUCAUCCGAGUCGAGGUAGUAUCGUGUGCGUCAAAGGAGACACAUUGGAAGAGCUGGAUGUCAACACUGGAGCUUUACUCUGUCACAUCACGUUCGACUUGCUGGCUUCCAGUAACGUGGACUUGAUCCUCCCUGCAGGCCCCCACUUCGUCGUGGGGCUGUUACAAUCUCGUCUUCUCGUCGUUUGGGAUCUGGAUGAAUCUGUGCUAUUAGCCACAUCAGACGCCGACAAAGUGCACGGAACUCGUCGCGUUACGGCACUUGCUACUUCACUUUGUACCGAUCGAUGGUUAUUCUUCAAUGCUGAAGGCAGUAACAACGUUCGAGUCACUCGAGUUGAUUCUCCACGUCCAGCUCGAGAAAUUCUGCGUAAAAGUGCUCUUCGAGGAGGCUCCGUUGUCUCGCUGGCAUACUCAACUGAGCACCAUUUACUCAGUUCUGGAUGCAACGAUGGCACUAUUCAAGUGUGGAGUAUCUCGUCAAACGAAGUGGAUGGUGGAAUCCCUAAAAAGGGCCAGGAAUCAACAGGUUUUGCUACUCCACUCUUCGCAGUGCAGUUAGCUCAGUCUCCAGUCGUGGAGAUAUGUAUCGGAAUGUGCACUGGAUGUGGUACAAACGGGAGUCGUAGCAACAUGUUCCUCGCAGCAGCCUACCAAAACCGCCGUGUCGAUGUUAUUGCGAUGAAUGGCCAAGCUCACACUUGUGUCGCCUCCACAAUGUUGGCUCCACCUCAAACACCGGACUUGUCAAGACUAGGAGGAAGGCUAACGUUGGCUCUUCAUCCUCAACUUCCAGUGUUGCUGAUGCAUUGGCGUUCACAUAAAAGUGAAGUCGGAAUCGAUGUCAUUGCAGCGUGGGAGCUUGUGAAAACCGAAGGGAACUCGGUCACGAGUCCUAGAGGUGGAGCAGGCGGCAACAGUAGUGGCGGAGGUGUGUUUGCCACGGACAUCGUUCUGUGGCAAAACUCGCUUGCAGUCUACGCUAGCACCGUAAACCGGCGAUCCAUCUUCCUUGUCGACGUGCAGUCAAAUGCGACGUCAAUAAGUACCGUUGAAAUGGAGCCUAAGACUGUUCUAGCACUGAGUACAAUGACGCAGCUUACACUCGCUCAGUAUCAUGACUAUCCGACCGGAAUUCCAUCGUCACAGCUGCAAAUUGCUGUAAAGACCAGCGCCAAAGGCACUCCAGUGCUAAAAUUGCAACGAUUCUCUCAGCUUUCAGGUCGAUUAACAGGCUCAAGCGACCAACUUCCCGACUGGAAAAGCGAGCGUGGAGUUGCGCUCUUACCAUUCCAAAUGCUUUCGAAUAGAAACCAGUCCGCUGUGUGCAUUAAACUACGCGAAAAAGGUCAAGACGCAGCAACAAAUGAUGUCCGUGCCUCUUCCUUCUCGUUUGCAGUGCUCGAUCUCGAUGUUACGGUGGAUCCUGCAAUGACCGACGUCGUUGUCAACCCGGAUGAAGAAGAUGGAGUAGUCGCUCCAAGCGCUUUACCGGCGAUUGAGUUAAAAUACGGUCCGCUACAGCAUGAAGCUCGAGACCUCUGCUUCGGUAUGAAUCCAUCCCUAGAAAACGCUGACGCCAAGUCUCUACCCUAUCUCCUGCUAGUACUAUCCAAGACUGGAGAUGCGAUUGCUUUUCAGACGACUCGUGAGUCCAGCAAUGAACGUGUGAAGCUGAAUCAACCCGUCGCCCGGGUAUUCGCCACACCACUACUACUCUCGGCAUCUUCUCCGUACCAACAUGUUGUGUGCAAGUUGCUGUAUCUACUCGAUGCAGGUCUUCAAAAUGAGCGACUUGUGCUAAGUGGAGACGAUCUUUCUGUACCAAUUGAAAACUCCUCGUCCUGGACUUGUGGGUCGAACGAACGCGUUGUCGACGUACAAUGGAAUUCUUCAACCUGUCCACAAAUUGGGCCGCACGACUCACAGCAGCAUCUUCUAUUGGCUGUCACCACCACUCGACGUGUUGUGGUGCUUUCUCCUGAACUCCAUGAACUGCGUGCAUACGACUUUAACGAAGAUCUCGUGGGGGUACCAGACAGUGUACUGUGGGUCUCCCAGACACUCCUGUACAGCACUACUGGAAACCAAGUUCGCUACGUCACUCCUGUAGCUCAUCAUCUUCAAGAUACUAGUCGACUUGUAUGCAGCAUAGCUGACCUUGGCAUUCGUUCAGGUUUUACUCGAUCUAGUAUUCAACUCGUCUCGAUGUGUGGGGAUCGACUGUGCUACGCGGUUUCCAAUCCAACGACGUUGUCCAGUCGAUUGACGCUGCAUUCCGUGGCUUUAUGUGAGCCGCUUCUGCUGGGUUUUGCCACUCCUAACGCCACGUUACGCCGUGUAUUCGAACGUGAAAUGGUUGCGUUUACACUCAUGAGUGACGAUAGUGAUCGUCCUGUGUGCUCGAUCUCCGACGCAGUGCUGGAGACUGCGUAUCACGCGUUCGGAUGGAAAGAUAAAGUGCUUAAAGUGCUGAAAGCACUGCUCAACUCGCACGAAAAAUCGUCUGCGACUGUAGCUGUAGACGGUGCGGCAAUUGCUGCUCCGUCUUCAAACUACAGUAGAACGUCUCUACUGUCGAGAACAAUGAUGAGCUCCAUCUUCCUCGACGCUCAUAAAUGGGAGGAUUUCUCGCGAGUCUUCCUCGCGCAUGACCCUGCACUUGAAGAAUACGUCAUAGCUAUCGAUUCAGACGGAGCUGCGAAGCUUCCGUCCAGAAUGGGACCCACAGCUCGACGCUUUCGACAACUCGCGGUAGUAUUUGAGAGUAUUGGUCAACCGGACUGGGCGAUGCGUUGCCUCGAUCUGUCAGGAGACGAUGAAGCUCUCUUGACGAUGUUCCGCAAGUUCAACACUGCCUCAGCUUCUUCAGAAGUGCUCGAUACGCUUCAGAACGCUUGGAACAAGCUGAACCCACCUCUGAGUGCUAUCACGAAGGCUGCUAUGACACAGAGUCAAGACCUACAGAAUGAUCCCUUCUCUGCUCUCUGUUGCGAAACGCUAACGCAACCCAUGCGUCGUGGACGUCUACUACACAGUGUAGCUCCACUCGAUCGCCUCAGACUACCCGUUGAGAAGCAGCCAAGUCAGGAUGACUCAACUGACUCCACACGUGCUGGAACGUUACUGUGGAAGCGUCUAGCUCCAGAAGAUGCGAGUGAAUGGCUGGGUGUAUCAACCAAGACACGAGUGGCUACGACUGACCCACGUGCAUUAAAUUACUCCAUCUUCGCUACUGAAGCGUCAGCUAUCACAGCAAAUGCGAAGAUGACUAUCGGUCCUUUCCAAGACGAAGAAGAUGCCGUUGUGGCGUAUUGGCGAUUCGAGGAAGGGGCUACAGCUAGCGGUGAAGCUUCACCCGAUGGGAUCGAGUGCUUGGACACAUCUAAACGUGAAAAUGCCUUACGUGUCUUUGGUCCUGUGACUCUCGUUGAGUCUUCCGCGCCUGUGGAUCGUGGAGAACCUGGUCGUAUCCCGGAAGAAUUCGCACUACGCUUCCCUUCUUCUACGUCUUCCCUGGCUUCAAGUGGCUGGGGAGCUCAAUGCCCCAUCCGACCAGGCAGCACUCUCGAUGUUGCCACCACUUUCGACGAAGACCCGUAUCGUCGUGAGUUCACUUUUGAAGUGUGGAUUCGAAACUACAAAAUGUAUGAUCAAGUUCAGAAAAUUGUUGAAGGUGGCGAGGAAAUACCAGCAACUUUAUCCGGUGGCGCUCGCCAAGUGUUGGUAUCUCGCAGACGUGUAGAGACCCUUGACGAUGGCGUGAAAGGAGAAGAUGUAUCCGGUCUUGUGAGCUGGGAAUUGGCUGUCGAUGAAGACGACCAUUUGGUGCUUACGUGCGGGAACCAGCAAGUGCGCUCGACGCAGAAGAUGGAGCACACUGGUAACCAAGGCUGGCGUCAUGUCGCCUUUACUAUGGACGUGUCAUCUGCUCAACGUAUUGGGCUUAAACUGUAUAUUGACGCUCGCUGCGUUGGAGAGUCGCAGACAGCACCGAGUAACCAAACUGUGUCGAAACCCUCGAAACUGCUGCUAGGCUGGCGGAUGCAGGAUUACGAGAUGACUGAAGUUCGUCUAUGGGCCACAGCGCGUUCUGCUGACCAGUUAAGUGACAUGCGUGAAAACUAUUUGGGCCUUGCAGAAGCCAAACGCCGCAUGAAGAUCGCAAUUCAUCAGCGUAAUUGCACGUGCGAGAAGUGCGUGUCGAGACGUGCUCAAACUGCAGGCGCUGGAGCUGGUGGAGCUCCUCGUUUGGGGUUAUCGCUAAGCACGCCCUUAGCUCCACCCUCUCGGCAACGACGUGUAGUCCCGCAAGCUAAAACCACAUAA
This is a messenger RNA of Phytophthora infestans T30-4, 4425 nucleotides long. RefSeq lists its product as uncharacterized. Lineage: Eukaryota; Oomycota; Peronosporomycetes; Peronosporales; Peronosporaceae. The transcript has 5 exons. Gene Ontology annotation, molecular function: protein binding. The record is from RefSeq and is a predicted model, not a curated record. The coding region runs from base 1 to 4425 and encodes 1474 amino acids.